CCGCUGCUACUUUCACUUCUUCGCCCAUCUCCGAUCACCCAAGAGCCGACUCGAACAUCCUAUUUGUUGUCUUCUUUGCUCUCCAUUACUCCAUCGUCGUCUCCUCGCCACAUAUCUGCACUUUUCUCCGUCGCGUCAUCAACAACAAAACAUCGAAACAACCCGCCGUCGAAAGCCCAUCGCAUACUAUCACCCCGUACCUUGAUAGCUAUCCAAUACAUCAUAAACUCGUCAAUCAGUCACCAUGUCUGGAAAACUUGACACAUCUCUUGAUGAAAUCAUCAAUACCACCCGUGCUUCGCGCCGCCAGCGUCGCCGUGACUCCAGAUCCACAAGAGGCAAAGCUGCCUCAGCUCCUGUUGGAGGUGUCAGAAAGCCGGCCCGCCAAGCCAAGGCUGCUGCAAAAGCCAUCCCUACUGCACCGUCCACAGGAACGGGCGAGAGCAAAAUCAUCGUGAGCGGCUUGCCCUCCGAUGUCAAUGAAGCGAAUAUCAAGGAAUACUUCCACCAAUCCGCUGGACCGGUUAAAAAGGUCAUGGUCACUUACAACCAGAAUGGCACUAGCCGUGGUAUUGCCUCGAUUACUUUUGCUCGCCCAGACACCGCUGCCAAAGCUGCCAAGGAGCUCAAUGGCUUAUUGAUUGACAAACGCCCGAUCAAGAUUGAAGUUGUAGUCGACGCUGCCCGGGCUCCCCCGGUUCCUCCCGUCAAGCCACUCGGUGAACGUGUUGUCCUCCCAAAGGCCCAGCCUAAGCCUGUAUCCGCUGCAAAGUCCGGCAGACGUGAUCCCCGCGGACGUACACGACGUGGUCGUAACGCCAAUCGCCCGAAGCCAAAAACUGCCGCCGAGUUGGAUGCUGAGAUGGCGGAUUAUUUCGAGGCCUCUGAGGCCGCCGGUGCGCCAACAAAUGGAACUGCCCAGCCGGCAGCGAACAAUGAAGAUAUGGGCAUGGAUGAGAUUUCUUAAAUCCAGUUCAGUUAACGGUCGACGGAGAAGAACGCGCAUUUGUACUUUUACUUUCUCGGUCGGCGACUCGCCAGUUCAAUGACUCGCUCUUUCGUGAACUCCGAACCUCUUCACGUUUUCCGCAAGAGGAGUCGUUGAUCUACGGCAUCAACAAGCGACUUUCCUUUCUUCCUUUACCCUUCCAGAUUGUUUAAUCGUUUCUUGCAACCUUUAAUUCAAUGGCUAUGCUGGGCGUUUGGAUUUCAAGAAUGGUUUCUUUACUAUUAGUGAUAUAACAUUCAAAAAAAAAAUAUUCCCAGUUGCAGAUUGUCAGAGCCUUUGUGCGAAGUGCACUUCUCUUGUGAUCGAAGGGUCGGACGGUCGGGGAGCUGGUAGAUCGGGGGCCUUUGGGGGGACUUUCGCAUUCAGUUUCUUAUUUCCUUUGUAGCGUGAGCGUAGCAUGGGGCUCAAUUCUAGGUAAAUUAGGCGUUUCGGACGGACCUUUGCUUAUUGAGUAGUGUCAUCUGGAUUAUUUUAUGUUCUCA
Molecule: messenger RNA, 1491 nt
Organism: Coccidioides posadasii C735 delta SOWgp
Lineage: Eukaryota; Fungi; Ascomycota; Eurotiomycetes; Onygenales; Onygenaceae
Biological process (GO): mRNA export from nucleus
Cellular component (GO): nucleus
Molecular function (GO): mRNA binding
Source: RefSeq, a predicted model, not a curated record